AUGUCUCCCGACAGAGGCAGUGACGCCGACGCGCCUCCGAGCUUGGCAGAAGGCUCGCACGCUGCUAGGCUGCUGCCAGAGGGCCGCCACUUCACGUUUCGCGGUGUCGCUGUCGGCCUGCUGGUUGGUCUCGUCAUAUGUUUCUCGAACAUGUAUUUUGGGCUGCAGACUGGUUGGGUAUCCACGAUGACGAUGCCGGCGAGUCUGCUAGGAUUCGGCAUCUUCCGAGCGCUGGCGCCGCACCUCAAAUUCCCGUUUACUCCAGUCGAGAACGUCUUGGUGCAGUCAGUUGCCGGUGGCAUGGCUAUUAUGCCUCUGGGAUGUGGUUUCGUCGGUGUGAUGCCGGCCAUGAACUAUCUCAUGUACUCUGAAGAGCAAGGACCUAUAUUCUUAAGCUUGUGGAAGAUGAUUGUAUGGUCUUUAGGGCUCUGCUAUUUUGGGGUUGUGUUUGCAGUUCCAUUACGGCGACAAGUGAUCAUCAGAGAACAGCUGAAGUUUCCUAGUGGCUUCAGUACUGCGGUGCUCAUCGGCGUUCUGCAUGGAAAGAAUCAACCCGCGAGCGGUAUGGUCCUGGACUCUUCAAAAGCAGCAACAUUUGGAAGUCUUGCCCUGGAGAAUCGGCCUCUCCUGGAGCCUGUAAACGCCAACGACGACGAUAACAGCACUCUUGUUGAUGAGGAGUCACUGAGUCAGCCAUACAGCUGGGGAUCGAACAUCAAGCUGCUGCUGAUUACGUUUGGAAUCUCGGGCUUCUACACGUUGUGUACCUUUUUCUUUCCUGUGCUGCGCAGCUUGCCUAUCUUCGGCACGUAUGCUGCGACGACUUGGCUUUGGGAUUUAAACCCGAGUCUUGCCUACGUCGGCCAGGGUAUCAUCAUGGGACCAACCACUACUCUACAUAUGCUUUUGGGCGCAAUUGUGGGGUGGGGCAUACUUUCACCUCUGGCCAAACACAAAGGGUGGGCUCCAGGAGAUGUCAGCGAUUGGGAAACCGGAAGCAAAGGCUGGAUCGUCUGGGUCUCACUGGCUAUCAUGCUUGCAGAUUCUGUUGUCAGCUUGAGCUACAUCGCCUUCCGGCCACUCGUUCAAAAUGCUCCAUCGUAUUUAGCAUCCAUCAGUCAACGACUUCGUAGUGGAACCGUGAAAGAACCCUUCCGGCCUUCGACAGCUGGCUACUCAGCUGUUGGUGGCGACGAGAACGAUCCUCGAAGUUCAACAGGCGCGCGGAGCUCAACAUCAGAACUCCUGCAAAGCCCGGCCUUUGAACAGCAAGACAGCCACGAGCUCAGAGUAUGGGACCACGAUGAUGCUCCAGCAGAGCAGCAGGUCGGAGACAAAACUGUCGGCAUUGGACUUGUGCUGUCCAUAGUUGUGUGCAUCGCGAGCAUUCAUAUCACGUUUGGUGACCUAGUGCCGCUUUACGCCAACAUCAUUGCAAUUUUGAUGGCACUAGUCUUGAGCAUUAUGGGCGUGAGAGCUCUUGGUGAGACCGACCUGAACCCCGUAUCCGGGAUCAGCAAAUUGGCGCAGCUUUUCUUCGCCCUGAUCAUCCCUCAGACAAACAAGGCCAGUGUUCUCAUCAACCUGGUCGCCGGCGCUGUAUCCGAAGCCGGCGCUCUCCAAGCCGGCGACCUGAUGCAGGACCUGAAGACAGGCCAUCUGCUUGGAGCGGCGCCUAAUGCGCAGUUCUGGGGCCAAGUGAUCGGCGCCACUGUCGGCGCCGUCGUCAGUGCAUUGAUCUACCGUCUAUAUACCGCAGUAUACACGGUCCCUGGUGACCUGUUCCAGGUGCCGACAGCCUACGUGUGGAUAUUUACAGCAAGGCUUGUUACCGGACAGGGCUUGCCCCCGCUGGCGAGAGAGUGGGCUUUUGGGGCUGCUAUCCUCUUCGCUUUCAUCACAGCUCUGCGCACCAAAACCAUGGACAAAUCAUGGCAGGCCUACAUCCCUGGCGGCAUCGCCGUGGCUAUCGGAAUGUACAACGUCCCCUCGUUCACUUUGGCCAGAACCAUCGGGGGCCUGGUCAGCUGGUAUUGGAGACAGCACCUGAAGCGUGAGGACACGCCGCUCAUCGUCUUGGCCUCUGGCUUUGUCCUUGGCGAGGGCUUUCUAAGUAUUGUCAAUCUCAUUCUACAAAGCGCUCGGGUGCCGCAUCUUUGA
This is a messenger RNA of Truncatella angustata, 2160 nucleotides long. Its product is annotated as OPT oligopeptide transporter protein-domain-containing protein. Gene Ontology annotation, molecular function: oligopeptide transmembrane transporter activity. The record is from RefSeq and is a predicted model, not a curated record. Gene Ontology annotation, cellular component: fungal-type vacuole membrane. The coding region runs from base 1 to 2160 and encodes 719 amino acids. NCBI's taxonomy places the organism in Eukaryota, Fungi, Ascomycota, Sordariomycetes, Amphisphaeriales, Sporocadaceae. The transcript is spliced from 5 exons.